Messenger RNA from Hansenula anomala, 1635 nucleotides. It is a transcript of the gene AMD2, whose product is annotated as putative amidase. NCBI's taxonomy places the organism in Eukaryota, Fungi, Ascomycota, Saccharomycetes, Phaffomycetales, Wickerhamomycetaceae. The coding region runs from base 1 to 1635 and encodes 544 amino acids. The transcript has a single exon. The record is from RefSeq and is a predicted model, not a curated record.
AUGACUGUUCAAACUGAAUCAUGGCAAGAAAUUGCCCAAAAGAAAAGAGAAGCUGUCUUCGCCAAAAUCCCUAAAGAAUGGAUUAUUGAAGUUCCAUCAAUUGAAAAAGUUUCAAACACAAGAGACUACUUGGACACAAUCUUACCAAAAGAGGAAGUUGCGAUAACUGAUCAAUCCUUAUUGCAAUUGAGUGAAAAGAUUCAAAAAGGUGAAUUAACUUCAUUAGAGAUAACCACAGCUUUUUGUCAUCGUGCUGCUUUAACUCAUCAAAUAAUCAAUUCUUGUUCUGAAAUUUUCUUUGAAAGAGCUUUCCAAAGAGCUAAAGAAUUGGAUGAAAUUUUCAAAACUACUGGAAAGACAAUUGGACCAUUGCAUGGAAUCCCAAUCAGUUUGAAAGAUCAAGUUAAUUUAGAAGGUUUAGAUUCUGGUAUUGGACUCAUUUCAAAAUUAAAUAAACCGAAAACAAAAGAUGAUGAAUCAAUAAUUGCAAAGAUUCUUUAUGACGCUGGUGCUGUGUUUUAUGUCAAGACAACUACACCAAUGGCAAUGAUGGCUCCUGAUACAAACUCAAACAUUUAUGGACAAACCGUUAAUGCAUUAAACAGAUUAUUAUCAGCUGGUGGUUCAAGUGGCGGUGAAAGCUCUUUGAUCGGUGCUAAAGGUGGGUUGAUUGGGUUAUCUACUGAUAUUGGUGGUAGUAUUCGUAUCCCAGCUGCUUUCCAAGGUUUAUUUGCGCUAAGACCAUGUUCUGGUAGAUUACCAUAUGCCAAAGUGACAAAUUCAAUGGCGUUCCAACCUAUCGUUCCUUCAGUUAUUGGUCCUUCUGCGAGAUAUCUUGACGAUUUGAAAUUUUUCGUCAAGACAAUCAUUGAUGCUAAACCUUGGUUAUAUGAUCCAAAGACACCACCAAUCCCAUGGAGAGAAUAUGAAGUUCCUGAGAAAUUAACUUUUGGUAUUAUCAAGAAUAACGGUAUGAUUACUCCACAUCCACCAGUGGCUAGGGCUAUGGAAUUGAUCAAAUCUAAAUUGGAGUCAUUAGGUCAUGAAGUUGUUGAAUGGGAACAUCCAAUACCAAAUUCUGAAAUGGUCAAGAACUUAAACCAAAUCUUUACAGCUGAUGGUUAUAAAGAAAUUAAAGAAGCUUGUGACGAAAGUGGCGAACCUAUCAUUAAACAAUUAAUGGAAAGAAGAGCAGCCGGUAGAGAAUUGUCAGUAUCUGAACAUUGGGCACAAGCUCAAAAAAAAUAUGAAUCACAAUUGAUUUAUGAUAAAUAUUGGUUAGAUACCGCUUCUAAAACAAGUACAGGUCGUCCAAUUGAUGCUUGGAUUUCACCAUUGUGGGAAUCAACUUCAUAUCCAGCUGGUGAAACGAAAUCUUAUCAUUGUUCAUAUACUUAUCCUGUCAAUUAUAUGGAUUUAAGUUCAAUGGUUGUUCCAAUCACAUCUGUUGAUAAAUCAAUUGAUAAACCAUAUGAUAACUUCACCCCAAUCAGUGAAAACGAUUCAUUGGCUCAAGGUGUUUAUGAUGCUGAUUUAUUCGAUGGUAUGCCUGUUUGUGUCCAAGUUGUUACUCCUAGAUAUGAAGAAGAAAGAGCCAUAUCAUUAGCUGGUGUUGUUUACGAUGCAACUCAUUGA